CUGUGUUGCUUAGAAUUGGACACAUGUUGCAAAUAUAAUUUCUCUCUUAUUACGUUUUAAUGAUGAUUUUUGUUUAUUAUAAUUGAUAAAAUUUCAUUAAUUAGUAGUAUGCUGUUUACAAAAUACAUUCGAUCGGCCCAUGAAAAUAUAUCUAUGUUAUUUAACAAACGAAUUAAUACGUUCAAGAUGGAAAACGUGUUCGUGUCAACAAUGACUUCGUACUCUUGGAGAGAGGCUUCGAGUGUUAUUUUUGCUGCCAAACCAUCUCUGCAGGAAACGAUGGGCAAAGAUUUGAAUAAUAUGUUGAUGGCGCAUACCAGGAACUUUAAUCCAUCAAAAUUUGAUUAUCGUUUACUGAUGCUAAAGAGAAGCGGACUCAGUUCUUUUAUGGCAAAUGCGUAUGUGUUUCCGGGUGGAAUGGUAGAGUUAUCUGAUUUUUCGACAAAAUGGUGGACUGUGUUUAAUAAUGCCGGUAUUAGUAAUGAAAAACUUAUGCAAGUUUCCUCUUCCAUAACGGGACCGAGACCUCCUAUGUUUGAGAAUUCGGUUACGCUUAGUAAAGCUAAUAUUUCAAAAAAUGAUCAUUUUCCUGUUGAUUUAACGAUGCGUAUAGCUGCCAUUCGAGAGACGUUUGAAGAAACCGGAAUUUUGCUUUUAACUUCGUCUGGAGAUGAAAAUAAGGAACCGUCUGUGUAUACCGCAAAAGACUUAGACUUAAAAAUGUGGAGAGAUAAAGUCCAUAAUAAUGCAAGUUUCUUUAUAGAUCUUUGCUUGGAAAAUAAAGUUUGUCCAAAUAUUUGGUGUUUACAGGAAUGGUGGAAUUGGUUAACUCCGAAUGUUGGACAUCGUCGAUAUGAUACUAUAUUCUACGUUUGCUGCCUUUCUAAAAUACCAGCAGCUUGGGCGGAUCAGUCUGAAGUUACAGAAAUAAAGUGGUGUACACCUGAAGAAAUUUUAGAAGAAAAUAGAAAUGGAUCAGUUUUCUUAGCACCACCUCAAAUUUAUGAAUUAUCAAGGCUUUUGAAUUUUAAAAAAAUAAAGGAAUUGGAUCAGUUUUCGAAAAAAAGAGAAUGCAGAGGAAUAGAACGUUGGUUGCCAGUUGUUGCUUCUUCUACGGAUGGUGCAAUUUCAGUUCUUCCUGGAGAUGAUCUUUAUCCCGAGAACCCGCCUCUCGAAGGUGAUUUUGCAAAUCCAGAAUAUUCAUUUACUAUCGAUGAAUUAAGAAGUAAAUCUCGUAAUUUAAAUCGUUUAGAAAUUAAUGGAAUAACAUGUUUCAUCCAAAAUAAUUCGACUCCCACUUGUGGUCACGUUCCAUCUUCAAAAUAUCCAUAUAAGCAACCAGUUAUUCAGUCAUUUCUUUAAUAUUUUAAAUUCGAAAUAAUGUAUUAUUAAAACAUAAUAAGUAACAAUUAUUUGUUUGAUAACAAAAAUAUUCUCCAAAAAUGAAUAUCUUAUUUUAAAAUAUAAAAUUUUAUUUAAACAAUUCCACUACAUAUUUUUAUUAUAAUUUAGUUAACCUCAUUUACAUUAAUCAGAACUUCUUUCCAUUUUUAUGCAAUUUAAUUUCAUUGUAUUAUUCUGUCCUAAUAAUGAAAAGAGCUAUAUAAAUACCUUUAUGCAACAGUAUAUUUAAAAAUUUAAUUAACUGAAGAAUUCUAUAUAUGUGUUUACAAAAUUAUUUAUUUUAAUAAAUAUUGUGAAAUAAUAUUCCAUAUCACAUUUCUCUUGUUUAUAAAUAAAUCUGUGAUUUGUUUCACAGUAAAUAAUUGCAUUAAGAUAUCUUUUCUUAUUCUCUACAUAUUACUUUUAAUUAAUAUAUUUUAUUUUUAUAUCAGUGUGUUAAUAUAAAUAUAUGAUUAUUGCUAAAAUACAAGUUAAUUUUGUUGAAAAUUAAUAUUAAACAUUUUUGUGUCGUCAGAUUGUGAAUAUACAGUAUUUGACAGUGGUAACGUAAAAUAUAUCAUUCUCUGUAUUUAAAUGUCAUAUAUUAUAAUUAGUUUGCUGGCUGUCAGCAAUGAGGAAAUUCAAAUAUUUGUGUUUAUUCUGUACAUUAGAGAACUUUCUAAUAUUUUAGUUUAAAGAAUUUUUUGUUGAUAUUUGAUGCUAAUUCACUUGUGUACAGUUGACCCCCUAUAACACUGUUGAUAAUUCCGUUUUAUAUGAAUUCCGUGUUGUACG
This is a messenger RNA of Centruroides sculpturatus (bark scorpion), 2178 nucleotides long. RefSeq names its product nucleoside diphosphate-linked moiety X motif 19-like. Gene Ontology annotation, cellular component: mitochondrion. NCBI's taxonomy places the organism in Eukaryota, Metazoa, Arthropoda, Arachnida, Scorpiones, Buthidae. The transcript is spliced from 4 exons. Bases 109 to 1362 code for a protein of 417 amino acids. The record is from RefSeq and is a predicted model, not a curated record. Gene Ontology annotation, molecular function: hydrolase activity, acting on acid anhydrides, in phosphorus-containing anhydrides.